CGAUCUAGAAGGAAGAACUAUAGACGGAGGCCCUGGACGGGACUAGAAUUGACCUGCUUAGGAACGGGCGCGGGAGGACCAUCAGUAGAUAGAAAUGCGGCCUGCGUCGCGUUGCGGCUGGACGCCCACGGCGAGCAGUCGACGACGUGGCUCUUUGAUUGCGGCGAGGGCACGACGCGGCAAGUCAUGUCCUCGCCCAUCUCCCACGCGGACAUCGACCGCAUCUUCAUCACGCACCUCCACGGCGACCACCUCUGGGGGUUACCUGGGUUCCUAGCUACUUGGUCUGAUAUGAAAACGAAUGAGAACAAGAUAAAACAUAUAAGGUACGGGCGGAACCAGGGGCCCCGCGAAUUAACUGUAUACGGUCCGGAAGGUCUCUAUGAUUACCUCUGUUCCACAUUAACGUAUUCCCAAGUGCCUCCUCGCUCAAACGCGGCCGUGAAGGUCGUCGAGAUCGCUUCGUCAGAGAGCGCGAACCGUAAUCCCAAACAGAAGCCCCACGGCAGUUUGGUGCAUUCAGGAAUUGUGGAGGAGGGUACCAUUGUGGAAACGAGCACACACGUCGUGUCUUGUGCGCGGAUCGUGCAUAGGCCUGGGUUGGACGCCUAUGGGUUUGUGGUCGAGGAGGUGGCGCUACCUCGAAAAGUUUUAGUAGAGGAAGCUCGAAGAGCGGGUUUAACACCAGGGCCGUUGUAUCAGCAUUUGCAGGCCGGUCAAGAUGUGGUGUUGCAAGAUGGCACUGUUGUUAAGGCUGACGACGUGACACAGGAGAACGUGCGGCCUCGGAAAGUUGUUAUUGUAGGGGAUACUUGUGAUGCCUCAGCGUUAGUCCCGCUGGCGGAAAACGCGGAUAUUGUCGUGCACGAGGCGACGCUCGAGGACGAGCAGUGGAUUCUGGCCCGAAGACAUGGGCAUAGCACAGCGGGCGGCGCGGGGCGCUUCGCCGCGAAAGCCAAGGCGAAAGCUUUGAUUUUGACGCACAUGUCGUCGCGGCACCACUCCGUGAAGCACCUUGAGAGAUUAAGGGAGCAGGCUCGGAAGAGUUUCGGGCGGCAAGAAGUCGUGUUAGGGAGGGACUUCAUGGCCGUGCCCGUGCCUCGAGGGGGGUUUACAACUUAGUUAGAACUAUUGCCGAGGCCCCGCCCCCGCCGUUGCAGAUCGACGCGACGCCCACAGCCUCAAGUUGCAUCGCCAAACUCCCGACGAUGCGCGCGCCGCUCAUGCCGAUGGGGUGGCCCAAGGACACGGCGCCGCCUCUCUGGUUGACCUUGUCGACGUCCACAUUUAGGAUCUGGGCGUUCGCCAGGGCCACGACGGCAAAGGCCUCGUUCACCUCAUGGAUCGAAACGUCGCUCAUGUCGAGUUCGGCGUGUGCUAAAGCAGCGGGCACGGCUAAGGACGGCGCGAUCGUGAAGUCGAUCGGUGUUCUUUGCGCGUCCCCGAAACCUUGGAUCGCACAGAGCGGCUCCAAGUUUCGUUUUUCGCACUCUUCGAGCGACAUCACAACCAACGAAGCCGCGCCGUCGUUGAGCUUGGACGCGUUGGCAGCUGUCACCGUGCCGUCCUUGAGGAAGGCCGGUCGUAACGAACGCAAUCUACUUGUAUCUUUUGAGGGUUCCUCGUCCUCGUCCACAGUGAUGGUCUUCUUCCUCUGUUUCACUUCGACCGGCUCGAUCUCUUGGGCAUGAAAGCUCUUGGCCGCGCGACUCCGUUCGUACGAAAGCUCCGCGUAGGCGUCCUGGUCGUCCCUCGAGAUGCCAUGGUCCGCGGCGCACUUCUCGGCACAGCUGCCCAUGUGCUGGUCGCCGUAGGGGUCCCAGAGCCCGUCAAAGAUGACGCCGUCGACCAAUUUGCCAUCACCUAACCGCAAUCCAGAUCUUAGGUGCGCGUAGUGCGGCACGUUGGACAUCGACUCCAUCCCACCACAGACCACAACAUCUCGCAGUCCCAGCGCGAUCUGCGUCGCCGCCACCAUGAUACUUUUCAUGCCGCUCGCGCAGACCUUGUUUAUUGUGGUUGAUGGUAUAUCUUCCCCCAAUCCCGCAAAGAUGGCGGCUUGGGUCGCUGGAGCUUGGCCGACGCCGGCACUCACGACGUUGCCCAUGAGGACUUCUUCUACAUCUUUGCCCGUGAUGCCGGCGCGCGCGCAGGCGCCUUUGAUCGCGAUGGCGCCGAGCUCCGGCGCCUUCAAUGACGCUAAUGCUCCGUUGAAAGCGCCGAUCGGGGUCCUUGCAUAGCUAGCUAUCACGGGCGUGCGCUUGCCGAGCUUGAGGAGGCCGCGCUGCGCCAUACUUUGCUAUUUCGGACUGAUGACAGUCGUUGUCGUCUACUCGGUCACUGCUAGCCUCUCUAUAGGGCUUUUUUGGGCGUGCACAUCGUUAGCUAGCAUACAGUAAGACACUAGCCUUUCUCGCCUCGUGAGGCUUUUUGGCAUCGUAGGGCUGCCCCCGUGCGAUUUGACCACAUACGAGAUGAUCCUCACGCAGUGCGCCGUCUGCGCCACCGACCUUGGCUUAUCCUUGGGCAAGAAAUGCGGCCGCUGCAGCACACGCUACUGUGGGGCAGCCUGCCAGGUGCAGCACUGGAAAGAGGGCGGCCACGACACGCUCUGUAAGAAGAUUAAAAAGGCUGGUGGCGCAGAGCAAUACAAUGCAAAUGAGAAGUACACGGAGGCAGUAUCGGUCGCGGUCGAGAAAUGCGCGGAGGACACGAAGGGCCAGACGUGCUACAUCUGCACGCAGGCCCUCCACUGGAAGACGAAGGAGGGCCUCGUACGUGGGUGCUCGUGCCGCGGGACGGCGGGCUUCGCGCAUGUUUCGUGCUUGGCGGAGCAGGCGAAGAUUUUGGUCGCGGAGGCCGAGGAGAAUAAUUUGGGUAACAAGGUGCUGGAUGAGAGGUUAAACCGGUGGUACUCGUGCAGCUUAUGCGAGCAGCACUACCACGGCCUCGUGCGGUGCGCGCUCGGGUGGGCGUGCUGGAAGACGUACGUGGGGCGGCCGGAGACGGACCAGGUUCGGGGCAUGGCGAUGAACCUGCUUGGACUCGGUUUAUCCGAAGCAGGACACAACGAGGAUGCGUUGUCCGUCCAACAGGCCGAUUUGGCUACGCUGCGGCGCAUUGGCGCAACAGAACCAAGCCUACUUGACGUUCAAUGCAAUCUUGCGAUAACGUAUGAAGCGCUCGGACGGUUCGAAGCUGCCCUACGGUUGAAGCAAGACGUAUACUCCGGGCGUUUGAGGCUCAACGGCGAAGAACAUAGACUAACCUUCCUACCAGCCAACAAUUACGCAGCGUCCCUUCAGGGUCUGUCGCGCUUCGAGGAAGCCAAGACAUUGCUGCGCCGAACGUUGCCCGCGGCGCAACGCGUUCUCGGUAUGAGCCAUGAAAUCACGCUCAGGGUGAGACUGACUUACGCGCGGGCGCUCUACAAAGACCCCGCCGCCACGCUCGACGAGCUCCGCGAGUCCGUGACGACGUUUGAGGACGUGGGACGGAUCGCGCGGCGCGUUUUGGGAAGUUCUCACCCGGUCGUAGUGAACAUUGAGCAGAAUCUAGGAUGCGCGCGAGAAACGCUCCGCGCCCGCGAAGAAUUUCCCUCCCUACGCGAGGCCAUGGCGCUGCCGGAGAAAUAAAAAGAAACUAAGGUACUGGCAUUACCCCUCUGCGCCGCCGGCCACUACCCGACCCGCUCCGGCGCCGCGCGCUUGUAGAUGGCCGCCGUCGUCAGCCGCGCCGUGCGCCGCCGCUUCCACGCGCGGACGUCGCGCGCGGCGCGGUAGCCGGCGUCGAAGAGCUCCUGCUCCUCGCGCGCCAGCGUCUCGCGCAGCUCCGACACGUCCCUAUCUAAAGACACCUGGGACCAGUCGAACGCCUUCUCGAAGCGGUCGCCGGAAAUCGCGGCCCGGAGCUCCUUGCGGAGCGAGUCCUCGCCGGUAGCGUCCGCGAGCUUGUGCCCGACCGUGUAGUAGUACGGCGCUAUACCUGAGCACAAAUCAAUCAGUGAGUCGGAUGCCCGAGACGCGCCGCGACAAUUUGAUUUAUGCACGGCGCUGUACUGUGAAGGUCGACGACGGUCGGGCCGGCCUCGAGGUCCGCUCUUACGGAAGGACCAUACCGGUUCGGCAGGGAGAUGCGCACCAUGUUCUUCUUCGCGAGAACCAAAGCGAGCCAGAGCGCUAGUUUCAAUUGCGCACCUUUGGCGAGGUCGCCGGCCUUGUCGUCUCCCAGCAGGUGGCCCAUGCCCUCGCCGUCGAUGAGUAAAGUGCAGUCUACCAGUUCCUCGUCGGCGAGGAGCGCGUGGACGCUGUCGUCGGCCAUCGUCCGCUCGGCGCAGCGCAAAAAGACGACUGCAGCGCUUUGGUGGGCUCAAACUCGACGCAGCGUUAUCGCGGUGCGCUGAGUUUGAAACCCCAGCUAGCCGGUAGAUAGAUGUGACUGCUGAACGUGUUGCGCGCGUGCCUAAGUGCCGCUGCCGCGCUUACGAGCCAAAACUGCGGCCAAGCGAGCUAGCGCGUGUAACACACUAGAGCUCGGCCCACGGGCGCGGCGGGUGGCUUUGCUGCUCGCGCUAUAGCUCCUUUGUUUGAGCGCAAGGGCACAUACGUUGCCGCUGAAACGCCGCCAACAGCGCUGGGCCAAAUUCCGCGCGCGCCGCCGCCGCCAGCUCAAAAGCCUCAAAGGAGGUCGGAGCGACUCGCGAGACAAACCAAAUGGCCGCCGCCGCCGUCGAAUCCACCAUGGACACGUCCGACGGCGACGCCGCGGCGACGUCCGGCCUCACGUCCUACUUCACAUCUAAAAUCGGCGGCCUCGAGCGCGACGUCCGGGAGAAGACGUUAAAUUUACAAAGACUCACGGCCCAGCGAAAUUCCUUGAACGCGCGCGUCCGCGCUUUGCGGGAGGAGCUCCACGAGUUGCAAGAACCCGGCUCCUACGUCGGCGAGGUCGUGAAAGCCAUGAGCCAGACCAAAAUUCUCGUGAAAGUCAAUCCCGAGGGGAAGUAUGUGGUGGAUCUGGGCAAGGGCAUCGAUAUAAAUGACGUGAAGCCCAAUAUCCGGGUGGCCCUGCGGAACGACUCUUAUGAGUUACAUAAGAUACUACCGACAAAAGUGGACCCGCUCGUGUCACUGAUGAAGGUCGAGAAAGUACCCGAUUCGACGUACGACAUGGUCGGCGGCCUGGAGAAGCAGAUUCGGGAGAUCAAGGAGGUCAUCGAGUUGCCGAUCAAGCAUCCUGAGCUCUUUGAUGCCCUGGGCGUGAGUCAACCGAAGGGCGUUUUGUUAUAUGGCCCGCCGGGCACGGGCAAGACACUGCUCGCGCGAGCCGUGGCGCACCAUACUGAUUGUACUUUUGUACGAGUAUCAGGCGCAGAAUUAGUACAAAAAUACAUCGGGGAAGGGUCGCGCAUGGUCCGCGAGUUGUUUGUGAUGGCGCGGGAGGCGGCGCCGUCCAUCAUCUUCAUGGACGAGGUCGAUUCCAUUGGCUCGUCUAGAGGCGAAGGGGGGGAAGGCGGCGAUUCGGAAGUUGGGAGGACGAUGCUCGAGCUCCUGAAUCAGCUUGAUGGGUUCGAGCCGACCCAGAACAUCAAGGUCAUCAUGGCCACGAACCGGAUUGACAUUCUAGAUAGCGCACUAUUGAGACCGGGCCGCAUCGACCGCAAGAUCGAGUUCCCGAACCCGACGGCCGCGUCGCGCGUCGACAUCAUGUCGAUUCAUAGUAGGAAGAUGAAUUUAUUGAGGGGCAUCGACCUGCACAAGAUCGCCGAGAAGAUGACGGACGCCUCGGGCGCGGAGUGCAAGGGCGUCUGUUCGGAAGCCGGGAUGUUCGCGUUGCGCGAGCGCCGCAUCCACGUGACGCAGGAGGACUUCGAGAUGGCGGUCGCCAAGGUCAUGAAGAAGGACGUCGACUCGAACCUGGCGAUCAAGAAGCUGUGGAAGUAG
Messenger RNA from Pelagomonas calceolata, 5942 nucleotides. The record is from the annotation of a GenBank genome assembly. NCBI's taxonomy places the organism in Eukaryota, Pelagophyceae, Pelagomonadales, Pelagomonadaceae.